Messenger RNA from Pyrenophora tritici-repentis Pt-1C-BFP, 1584 nucleotides. RefSeq lists its product as uncharacterized. Lineage: Eukaryota; Fungi; Ascomycota; Dothideomycetes; Pleosporales; Pleosporaceae. The record is from RefSeq and is a predicted model, not a curated record.
AUGGCAUCUACCGAACCAUCCGGCCCCGUCAACGGCAACUACGCGCCACAAGCGUAUGAGAACAGCUACUCGACCGGCGCCUCCAACUUCACACCCUCGCAGCAACCAACCGCCAGCCAGCCCGCACAACAAGCAGCUGCCUCGGAGAUCCCCAAGGAUGAAGUCGGCUGGUACUUUGUCGAGCAGUACUACACCACUUUGAGCAAGAACCCCAACCAACUCUACCUUUUCUACAACAAGCGCUCUCAGUACGUCUCUGGUGUCGAGGAGGACAAGGUCAACGUCUGCCAAGGCCAGAAGGCUAUCAACGAGCGCAUCAAGGAGUUGGACUUCAAAGACACCAAAGUCCGUGUCACCAACGUCGACUCGCAAGGCUCCGAUGCCAACAUCGUUAUCCAAGUGAUUGGUGAGAUCUCCAACCAGGGCCAGCCGCACAAGCGCUUUGUCCAGACCUUCGUUCUGGCUGAGCAGACCAAUGGUUACUUUGUCCUCAAUGAUAUCUUCCGUUACCUUGCCGAGGAGCCCGAGCAGGACGACGAGCAGCAGGAGCAGGCACAGCCUGCCAAUGGCGUGACUGAGCCAGCUCCCACCGCCGCCGUCCCAGAGGAUGCCGACCUUAACAAGAGCGAUGAGGUGGCGACCAGCGAAGAGGACUUGAACAAGGUGGACGAGAAGCUGCAGGAGGCCGCGCAAGAGGAGCCUGCUGUUCCCGAGGUUGCGCCUGCUGCCCCGGCCCAGCAGGUACCUGAGGAGGUUGAACUGCCCGCAGCGGAAGAGGCACCUGCUGCUGUUGAAGAGAAGACGGUUGAGGAGCCCAAGGCCCCAGUUGAAGAGACCGUCGAGGCUGAGAAGCCUGCCGCGCCCACGCCUGCCCCGGCCGCACAGAAGGCUGCACCCGUUGCAAUGCCUUCUGCCCCCCCGAAGCCCUCCGCGCCGCGAACAUGGGCUAGCCUUGCCGCUUCUGCACACAAGGUCGCCACCCCAGUCGUCAAUGCCCCCGCCUCCCAGCAAGCUCCCAGUCAGACCAAGGCUGCUGCCCCUGCUGCCGCCCCCACCCCCGCCGCAGCGGCCGCUCCCAGCCAAAGCUCAGCACCUGCCCGUGAACAGUCUCCCGCAACAAGCCAGGGUGAAGCUGCUGGCUGGCAAACAGCUACCGGGCACAAGAAAGAGCAAUCUCGUGCCCAAAACGCUGGGCCGGCCGCCGAUCCCGACCAGAAGCGUGCUUACAUCAAGAACGUGUACAGCCAAGUCGAGGAUGGUGCACUGAAGGCUGCUCUCUCCAAAUUUGGCGAGGUCGAGUACCUUGACAUCAGCCGGGGCAAGAACUGUGCCUUUGUCGACUUCAAGACACCCGCUGGCUUCCAGGCCGCAGUCGCCGCCAACCCGCACACGAUCAACGGCAUUGAGAUCAAGGUCGAAGAACGCCGCACCAACCCUGGCCAGUUCAACCGUGGAGGCUUCGGUCGCGGCGGUGCUCCCCGUGGCCGUGGUGGUAUGGGCCAGACACCCCGUGGAAACUUCCCACCGCGCGGUCGAGGCGGUCCCAUGCGUGGGGGUCGCGGUGGCGCGCCUCAAGAGGCAUAA